This is a messenger RNA of Mollisia scopiformis, 642 nucleotides long. RefSeq lists its product as uncharacterized. Lineage: Eukaryota; Fungi; Ascomycota; Leotiomycetes; Helotiales; Mollisiaceae. Bases 1 to 642 code for a protein of 213 amino acids. The transcript has a single exon. The record is from RefSeq and is a predicted model, not a curated record.
AUGGUAUCUUUCAUCUACCUCACUGGAGCCGUCUUAGCUUUAUGCACCUCGGCCACAGCUGCACCUCUACAACCUUGGAAGGCUCAUCUCGGUGUUAGUUCUUUCUUCCACGGUCCCCAUUUCAAUGGCACCACCUUGAACAACACGGCCCCAAUCAUCAUCUUGCAAAGCAGGAGCCCCGAUGGCUCCGCCACCAGUCCCUCCAUGAGCGAUCCAUCUUCUGCGAAUACCACCCACAAAUUCUACCUGAACUAUGCUUCCACUCUACGAGCUUCCGAGAAGCAAUUCGGCAGAGACAUGAAGAAAUGCGGCAAGAGAAAGGAUUGCUACGCCCAAGCGUGCACCGAUCUCUUGACUUACAUAGACGACGAAGUCAGCUCUAAUAUGGUGGAAGAUCUAGAUCUGUCCACUAGCCACGAUAAGGAAGCUAUCGAAAACUUUAAGAAGGAACAUGAGGCUGAUAUAUCCAACAUACAUGAUAUGUUUGUUAAGUUGAGCGAGACGUGCAAGAGGAGGGGUUACAAAACAGUCACUUGUAUCAAUGGACUCCCGGAGCUGCUGGCGACUCAGAUUGAAAACCAAGAGAUUCAUAAGCCUGGCUUUGAGGAUUCGGUGGAUCGCCUUGAUGAGUUGGGUUUUUGA